GCAGCUGGCUGGCAGCAGCUGGGCCGGUCGGGGCUGGGCCCUACGCACUUUGCGUAGCAAGGGGGGUUACCAAAGGCCUGGUACUUGGCCUUGGACAAGGCCGGCCUAUCCCCUGUAGGGGGGCGUGGGUGAGGAGCAAGGCUGAGGAAGGCGAGAAGGGGAAUUGGGGCAGUUAGGGGAUUAUAGUUUCUUUAAAAAGCAAGGUGGGGUGAGGCCAUGGCCGUCCCAGCCAAGAAAAGGAAGAUGAACUUUUCUGAGCGAGAGGUGGAGAUCAUCGUGGAGGAGUUGGAACUGAAGAAGCACCUGCUGGUGAACCACUUCAACGCUGGGGUCCCUCUGGCUGCCAAGAGCGCAGCAUGGCAUGGCAUCCUGAGGAGGGUCAAUGCCGUGGCCACCUGCCGCAGGGAGCUGCCUGAGGUCAAGAAGAAGUGGUCUGACCUCAAGACCGAGGUCCGUCGCAAGGUUGCCCAGGUCCGGGCGGCUGUGGAGGGUGGCGAGGCCCCAGGGCCCACUGAGGAAGACGGAACCGGUGGGCCUGGGACAGGUGGUGGCAGUGGCGCUGGUGGCCCAGCUGUAGCCCCCGUACUGCUCACCCCCAUGCAGCAGCGCAUCUGCAACCUGCUGGGUGAGGCCACCAUCAUCAGCCUGCCCAGUACCACAGAGAUCCACCCCGUGGCCCUUGGACCCACGGCUACUGCAGCCGCAGCCACGGUCACCCUGACACAGAUCCCCGCAGAGACCGCCUAUCACACGCUGGAGGAGGGAGUGGUAGAGUACUGCACGGCCGAGGCCCCGCCACCCCUGCCAGCGGAGGCCCCCGUGGAGAUGAUGGCCCAGCAUGCCGACACCUCAGUCAAGCCGCAGGCGCUCAAGAGCCGCAUAGCCCUCAACUCAGCCAAGCUGAUCCAGGAGCAGCGGGUCACCAACCUGCACGUGAAGGAGAUUGCCCAGCACCUGGAGCAGCAGAAUGACCUGCUACAGAUGAUCCGUCGCUCCCAGGAGGUGCAGGCCUGCGCCCAAGAGCGCCAGGCUCAGGCCAUGGAGGGCACCCAGGCGGCCCUGAGUGUCCUCAUCCAGGUCCUGCGGCCCAUGAUCAAAGAUUUCCGCCGCUACCUGCAGAGCAGCAUGCCCAACCCCGCCACUGCCUCCGACCCUGGACAGGUGGCCCAGAAUGGGCAGCCAGACAGCAUCAUCCAGUGAGGGCAGGGCUCGAGCCAGCCUUCUGCUGUGAAUGGAUGACACCACGUGGUCUUGUAAGCGGGUUGUGUGGUUGGCCUCAGUCUAGGCCUGGCCGUGUGGGCGGCUCCCAGUCUGAUAGACGUUUAGGGGUCCCCUGUUUCCGAGAAAUGAAGGAGACUGGGAAGAAGAAUUUGUUGGGUUCCUGGGACCCAAACUCUCUUCCCCCUACCCCUUGAGCUGUCCUGCUAAGAACCUGAAGAUUGGAUAGGUGGGGGUCAGGUGCUGGUGAUGGGACCCAUGUUGUCAUGAGCCAGGGCUUGUGACAUGACCCAGACUUGGGACUAGGACAACUGUCGGCCCUCACUGGGGACGAUCUCACAGCUUGGGGGUCUGUGCGAAGAUACCCGCCCCCCACCCAGGUGCCAUCCUUUGGAGUAAGAUAACAUCAGUGGUGCUGGCAGUAGCACAAAAAUAUCUUCUUCCGCCCCUUGGCAGGCAGAGUGACAGCUGGGCCUGAGGAGGAAACCCCACCCUUUUCUCCUUCUCACUGUGCCUCAGUUCUCAGGGGACUCUAGUUCGUGCCGUGCUGUCCCCCCACCCCACUGCACCCGGGCACAGCAGGGGCCCUGUUAGCGGCCUGGGCUGCCCCUGCCGAAGAACACCCAGGCUGCAGCCCUUCGGGCUCAGGAAUUCUGUGUGUGGUGGGGACAGCCUGGUCGCCAUCUGGUCUUCCACUGCGUCCCCAGGCAGCCCUUUGGUGGUUUGUCCCAACAGCUUUUGACUCAGGUCAAGCAUCAGGCUUUGGGUGCUGUAAAUUUGACUUAUUGCCCCACUGCAGUGGGUCUGAGGCGACCUGUUGGCUUCUUCCAGAAGGCUUGCUGCAAAGCCAGUUGUAUUUAUUCUGUUCAUGAACACCUCUGGGAAGGCUUCCGAGGGCAGCUCUGGCCAUGCCCUUCCUCCUUUCCUCUCUACUGACUGUGCAUUUCCAAAACUCAGUGCAGAAAACAGCCUGCUCAGCCUCACACCCUGGACUCCCUUCUCACAGUAUUCAGCGCCUUGUGUUCUUGUGAGACGCCCACUGACUGGUUAGGUGACUCUGAAGGCCUGAUUGGCCCUGAACGUAUGCAGUGGGAGAGUUGAAACUGACCUAAGAAGUGGGACCUUGGACUUCUGUGCUCGGGGAAAAGCAGACCGACCUCGGAGUGCCGAAAGAGGUGGUGUUGCCUGUUCUGUCUUGAUGCUUCCUCCCCAUUUGUAAGGACUUUACCCGGAUGGCAUUUGUCCGUUUCAUUUUCAGAAUCGCCAUCAAUUACCGAGACCCUUGCAUCUUUCCCGAUCAUUUCCCAAGUUUGCCAUUUUGCUGCGGAGGCCUUGGCCACACGUGACCGAUGGUUACAACUCAAGGCUCCAGAUCUCAGCUAAACAACAAAGGUGCUGCCCUUCUGGGCACGUUAAGAAUCGCUCAGCUCCACUGUUGCAGCUACGGGAAGAUGCCCCCAAAGAUGGUUGGGAGGUGACUGCUUUACCACCACCCUCUCUGCGGGGGACAUGUGCAGUGCCAGCUGCAGAGCAGUGGAGAGGAAUCAGGCUGGUGAGGGAGUUGGGUGGCAGAAGGAAGGUCUUCUCAGUGUGGCUGGAAAGCAGCAGCCCCUGGCAGCCUGGGUGCCCUCCCUCCAUGGAGCCUGAUGGCCCCAUCAAGGUAGCUUCGGGGACUUCCUGAGGGUUUGCAGCUUGGUUUGGUUUUUCUCUGGGGUUGGCAAUCUGAGCCAGUAUUGUGUCUGUUCCAACUGGGUAUAAAGAGGAAGCUUGGAUCGCUUCAACUGACUGGUUCUUUCCAGAUCAUAAUUUUAAAUUAAAGAAAUAUCACUUUUUUUGAUAUACAUGUCGGUGUCUUCAUUGGUUAUAUAUAGAAGAGAUAGGGGCUGGCAGAGAGCAGGAGCUCACAGGUCAAAUCCCGCCCCCCCACCUGUCUUUGUAAAUAAAGUUUUACCGGAACACAGCCAUACCCCUUCUUCUGCUUAAUGUCUGGC
Molecule: messenger RNA, 3209 nt
Organism: Physeter macrocephalus (sperm whale)
Lineage: Eukaryota; Metazoa; Chordata; Mammalia; Artiodactyla; Physeteridae
Gene: NAIF1
Product: nuclear apoptosis inducing factor 1
Exons: 2
Coding region: 217-1200 (327 amino acids)
Cellular component (GO): nucleus
Source: RefSeq, a predicted model, not a curated record